Sinocyclocheilus anshuiensis is the source of this 2305-nucleotide messenger RNA. Its product is annotated as TBC1 domain family member 10A-like. NCBI's taxonomy places the organism in Eukaryota, Metazoa, Chordata, Actinopteri, Cypriniformes, Cyprinidae. The record is from RefSeq and is a predicted model, not a curated record. Gene Ontology annotation, biological process: regulation of GTPase activity. The transcript is spliced from 10 exons. The coding region runs from base 308 to 1768 and encodes 486 amino acids. Gene Ontology annotation, molecular function: small GTPase binding; GTPase activator activity.
CUUAAAACUCGCGGCUGCCACUUUAGCACGAGCCAGUCAGUCAGUCACAAACAAACGCUCGUAAACACAGAGUAUAUGAAAUAAGAUUAAAACGAUGGCGUCAGAAACAUGAUACAAAUGCUGACUUUACAACACAAUAUGGCGUAUCGUUAGUAUCACUGGAGGUUGUGAGGCUCAAAUCUCUGAGUGUGUUGAUAGUUUGAGGCGGUCGGCAAGAGGAAAUCCACUAUCUGUGUGUCAAAACACACUUUAUUCUUGCUUGGGCCACACGCAGGUGAAUUUAUCGCGUUUGGGGCUCAUAUUCAGCAUGGCUAAGCUUCAGUCUGGUAACGGAGUGCAGUGGAAGGACCGCAGGAGUCAGCGGGGCCCGGUGGAGAGUCUGGCCGAGCACGAGAGCUCUUCUCUGGGCACAGACUCUGAGCUCAACGGCUUCGCCAACACGGAGAUCCAGACAGACAAGUACGGAUUCAUAGGAGGAGCUCAACAAAGCGCAGGAGAAAAUGCUGAUAUUCCUCCAGACGUGCUCCGGCAGAGAGAAGCCAAAUGGCUGGAUAUGCUCAACAGUUGGGACAAGUGGAUGGCCAAAAAACACAAGAAGGUGAAGUUGCGCUGUCAGAAGGGCAUCCCUCCAUCACUCAGAGGUCGUGCAUGGCUUUAUCUCUCUGGUGGGAAAGUGAAGAAAGAACAGAAUCAGGGAAAAUUUCAGGAGUUGGACAGUCAGCCUGGAGAUCCUAAAUGGCUGGAUGUGAUAGAGAAAGACCUCCACAGACAGUUUCCAUUCCACGAGAUGUUCGUAGCUCGAGGAGGCCACGGGCAGCAGGAUCUGUUCCGGGUGCUGAAGGCGUACACGCUGCACAGACCAGAGGAGGGUUACUGUCAGGCUCAAGCUCCUAUAGCCGCAGUGCUGCUCAUGCACAUGCCUGCUGAGGAUGCAUUCUGGGGUCUUGUCCAGAUCUGUGAGAAGUACCUGCCUGGAUACUACAGCGCAGGCCUGGAGGCCAUUCAGUUAGACGGUGAGAUCCUGUUCGCUCUGCUCAAGCGCGUGUCCCCGGUGGCCCACCGGCAUCUGAAGAAAUACAAGAUUGACCCUAUCCUCUACAUGACCGAAUGGUUCAUGUGUGCCUUCUCCAGGACGCUGCCCUGGGUGUCUGUCCUGCGCAUGUGGGACAUGUUCUUCUGUGAGGGAGUGAAGAUCAUCUUCCGUGUGGGCCUGGUGCUGCUGAAGUGCAUGCUGGGAUCUCAGGAGAAACUGAAAGCGUGUCAGGGCCAGUAUGAGACCAUGGAGCUGCUCAGGUCAAUUGAGCCACGAUACAUGCAGGAGGCUUUCCUAGUGCAAGAGGUCAUUGAACUGGCCGUGUCUGAGCGUGACAUAGAGAAGGAGCAUCUCUCGCAGCUCCGACGCUGGAAGGAGACCCAUGGAGAGCUGCACUGUAAAUCCCCUCCCAGAAUGCACGGCGCCAAAGCCAUUAUGGCCGCUGAGCCGCCCAGUCGCCAGGACCUCAAACAGAACCCCACAAUCAUUGUCGAAGUACCACAGACCACCGAGAGCACGACGGAGAAAGGGGAAAAGACUAAAAAGACAAAAACGGAGAAGGUAAAAGACACGAAAAACACCUCGCCACCUCCUAAUCCGUACCCGCUACCCAGCGACCCACCAUUACCGAGCGACAUCCUCUCGCCCAGCGAAUCACAGCACCUGCAGAAAGACACGCCCCCGCAGGGCUCUAAUCAGAGUCUCAGUAGCGCCGAACAUGACACCUACCUGUAAAGCGCUGGAAGAGGGACACCAGUGCUGACCGCUGAAUGUUUUCUGUGCUGAAACAUCUGCCUUCCCUCUCUCAGGACUUGGCAUCAAAGGGGAGAUCACAUGACACCACUGGACCAAAACAUACUUAUGGGAGUCACAAUCACAUAGGAGACCUUGGGUGAAACUACAUCAUGAGGUUUUUAACUGUUUACAUGGUUACAUGUAUAUGUGUAUGUGCAUGUUUGGAAAUGAAAUUAAGGACGAAUAGCUAAAACCAACUCUCAGAUCUCCAAAUGAAGCGUUAAAGAGCUGUGCUGGAUGCAGAUGUGAGCGAGUGCAGAGGACAUUUCCUCCAUCUGCCUCAGGAGACUACAUAUGACUGUUUUUGUAUUUUAAAUUAAAAUAAUGAAAAAGUAUUUAGGACUAAAUUUAAGAUGUUGCUUUUAAAAUUUCCAUCCAUUUAGAUUGCACAGUUUUAAAACGAACCAAAUAAUAGCCUUAGUGUAAUGCAUAUUUGUCAGUCAUACAUAAAUGAAACGGUCAGAUUACUGUAAAAGU